This is a messenger RNA of Astyanax mexicanus (Mexican tetra), 41807 nucleotides long. Its product is annotated as extracellular matrix-binding protein ebh. NCBI's taxonomy places the organism in Eukaryota, Metazoa, Chordata, Actinopteri, Characiformes, Acestrorhamphidae. The record is from RefSeq and is a predicted model, not a curated record. Bases 1789 to 40050 code for a protein of 12753 amino acids. The transcript is spliced from 5 exons. Gene Ontology annotation, biological process: regulation of apoptotic process.
UAAACAAACUAGCUGCAAUGCUAACGUUAGCUGGUUAGCUAGUUAUGUUAGCUAUCUGUGUGGCAACUGGAAAUACGAAGCUAAUUCCAGCCUCGUCACCAACACGGAUUAAAUUCGAAAUUAAUUAAUUCGAAAUUUAAUUUAACCCUCAAUAUAGCUCUGCAUAAUUUUAUUUUAUUUUGCUAUUUAUAGGUAACUUAUGUUUACUACGGACAUUUCUCCGAAUUCCAAAUAGAAAUAUUGUCAUUUAGAUCAUUUAUUUGCAGAAAAUGAGAAAUGGCUGGAAUAUCAAAAAAGAUGCAGAGCUUUCAGACCUCAAACAAUGCAAAGAAAACAAAUUCAUAUUCGUAAAGUUUUAAGAGUUCAGAAAUCAAUAUUUGGAGGAAUAACCCUGUUUUUUUAAUACCAGUUUUCAUGCAUCUUGGCAUGUUCUCCUCCAGUCUUACACGCUGCUUUUGCAAUAUCAGUUUCUAUCCGGUUACCGUUUGAAUUAAUAUCUAAUUAAAUCACCUGAAACAAGUUCCCAGCUGGCCACCAAUAUUAAUAGUCAUUAAUUUUAGGUUGAAUGUUGGUCAUGAGGUCAGAUGAUAAAAAGUUUACCUCAUGAUGAUAACGUCUAAUGCUGUUACGUGCCUGCAGGAUUAAUUUUCUGUGCUACUUGUUCUAAUUUCACUUUUUGCAAAACAGUAUAAAUAGGGAGAAACAGCAUUUCAAAAGCUUGAUUCUGCUCACUAAUUCAGUUUUUGCUGGCUCUUAGAUUUUGAUAAUGUAUUAGUAGAUAUUUUAAUUAUUUUAACAACCCCACAAAUAAAGCAAACAUUUUGCACUGGCAGUGCUCCACAGUGUUAUAACUCCCCCUUCUGGACUGUUUAUGUCUCUGCACUUUUAUAAUAAUCACAUAACAUCUUCAUUUUGCUUCUCUAUUAGAACAGAUGUAAAAACUUACUGAACUAAAGAAUAACACAAACGAUAACAGAAAUAAUAAAAAAAAACACUUUCUACAGUUAUUUAACUUGGUAAAAAAUGUAUUGUCAUACCGUUAGCCAAAUAUUAACAGUUUUGAUUAAAUAUGGCAAAAUAUUUUAACACUGGCAUGAUCUCUGCUACAGCAAAAUAAUAAAUAUUUUCAGUUGUUUCCUGACAGGUGAUAGGAAUUAAAUAGUGUCUAAAACAUGCUGUAUGGGGGGACAGGUUUUCUUAAUUAAUUGUGAAUUAUUAUUAACUUUGGAGACAUCUGCAUAUUAUCUAAGAUUCGUCUGCGCCAUUGUGUUCUAAAAAAUUAGAUGAAGACUCAAAAUCAGCCAGUCCUAGUUAUUCUUACUUUCCUUUGACAGUUAUUCAGAAGUUAAAAGUCAAUGUUAAAACAUGCAGAAAAGAGUUUUAAGUGUAAUACACACAGGGGUGUGGACGUUAUCAUGAGUGUAGGAGUGUAUCUUGGCUUUGUCCCAAGUCAGGGAAGCCCACCUUAUCAGAGAAAAACAGACUGGCAUAAAAGCACACCCUUUACCCCUCGCAGCCAAUCAGAGGAAUGGUAAGGCAGAACUCGCAAAUGUUUCGGCACCAAAUGAAGCGAUCACCAAGAGUACAGAAAAACAAGAUAAGCUGUUUUUGACAAAGUAGUGUCACUUGUUUGGUUACCACCAUGGCUAAACCACCAGACCACUACACUUUGCAGAGUUAAUUCAGUCUGAUUAACCAAAAAGGCAGGCUUCGUAAGUGUGCAAUACCAGAUCAAGCAUUAAAGGGACAUCUGAUCAACCAGGCAAUCUGUCCAAAGCAGCCAAAAGCAUGUCCAAAGCAUCUAGAGAUUACGUUGGGGACUUCCUCGCCGAAUUCAAGGAGCAGAUCAUUGUACGAGCAACACGAGUCAGUGACAUCAUAGAGGCGGUCUUGUCCCAAAACCUGAUCCAUGACAGAGCAGCUCGUCAAGUUGAAACAGCUCCUACUGAGCAAGAAGCGAUGAGGCUGCUGUUUGAGGCUCUGGAAAGAGAACCUUCCCAACACAGAGUGUCCUUCCAUCUAAUUCUGAGAAUGACUGAGCCUGAACUUAUUCAAGAGCUGGAAUGGCGCCAACGAAACAGCAAGUCUACUCAGACAGAAGCGGAUUCAUUUACUGGAGAGAAGAGAAGGGAGGAUGAUAAAAGUGGACAGAAGACUGACAAACAUCUAAAGAAAGACUCACUGAAGAGACGAAGACUUGAAACAAUGCGUGCCAUAGAACAGAUCGAGAAACUUUGGGAAGGAACAAAACGAGAGCGAAAUGAGAUCGACAAUAUGAGGGAAAGAAUCCGCAGACAACAAGAUGAGAUUGGCAGGAUGACACAGGAGAAAAUACAGCUUGAACGCACGCUCGCUGAAACGAUGAUGCAACUACAACAUGUCAGUGAAACGAUGCAACAAAACAUGGAGGAGAUAAACCAAGAAAAAGACAGGAUUGUGCAAUUGAGAUCAGACCUACAAAGAGAGAGGAAUGCCUUGGAACAAAGACGUGAUGAAAUUGCAAUUGAGAGACAGAACAUAGAAGUGAUGAAGUAUGAAACAUUGAAAGCAAAAGAGGAGAUGGAGCGCAGUCGUGAAGUUACAAAGUAUGAGAAGGACAGGAUGGAAGAAAUGAAAACUGCCAUACAGUGGCAAAUACAGGAAAUAGAAAAGAAAGUUGAAGAGACAAAACAAGCCAAAGAAAAAAUGGAUCAGGUGAGAGCUGAGCUUGAAGAAGAGCGGUAUGAUCUAGACAGGAAAAGGGAUGACAUUAAGAGACAAAAAGAGCAGUUUGAACAAAUAAAAAAUGAGAUACACAGAGUAAAAGAGGAGAUGGAGCAAAGAUGGCAUGAAACAGAGAAAGAAGAACUGGAUCGAAGAUUGGUUAUUCAGAGAGAGAAAGAUGAGUUGACAAAUGUAAAAGCUGAAGUUCAGAAAGCAAAAGAAGAAAUUAGAAAGAACAGAGAAGAGUCAAAACUAGAAAAGGACAGAAUAAACCAAAUGAAAGCUGAAAUGCUUAAUGAGAAAAGACUCUUAGAUAGAAAACGUCAAGAGACCUCGAGAAAAGAAAAGGAGUUGGAGCAAAUUAUGCACAGGAUUGAAAAUGAAAGAGAGGAGUUAGCACUAAAUGGAGAAUUGGUAAAGCAAGAAUGGGAAAAGUUGGAACAGGCCAAGGCAGAUAUACAGUUACAAAUAACAUCCAUUGAGACAAAGAUUGAUGAAGUUAAGCGAGCGAAUGAAAAACUGGACUGGAUGAAAGUGAUGAUACAGACUGAAAAGGAGGUUCUAGAAAAGCAGAGAGAUGACUCACGGAAAGUUAAAGAGGAGCUGGAAAAAAGAAGGUAUGAAAUCAUGACAGAGGAGUUGGAGCAUAGAGCACAGUUACAGAGAGAGAAAGAUGAAUUAGAGGCCAUCAGAACAGAAAUUCAGAGGGCUAAUGAUCUGGAAAGAACAAGAGUGGAGAGAGUGAAAGAGGAGACAGUUCGGACAAAGGAGGAGGUUCAACAAGAAAGACAAGUAAUUGAACAAAUGAAGGCUGAGAUAAAAAUUGAAAAAGAUAAUCUCAGAAGACAACAGAAUGAAAUCCUAAGGGAGAGACAAGAGCUAGAGAGAAUUCAGCACAAAACAGUCCGAGCCCUAGAAGAUAUGGAGACAUGCAAGGAAAUAACAAUACUGGAGAAUGAAAAAAUGGAAAAAAUGAAAGCUGACAUUCAGACCCAAAUAGAAGAUAUAGAAAAACAAGUUACAGAAACAAGACAAGAAAAACAAAAUAUGGAUGAGAUAAAAGUGAAGCUAGAAGAAAAGAGAGAGGAGUUGGAGAGGAAAAGAGGCAGUGUUCAAAGAGAAAUGGAGCAAUGUGAGCUUAUUAAAUAUGAGAUCAUCCGUGUGAAGGAGGAAAUGGAAAAUAGGUGGCGUGAGACUGAGAAAGAAGACAUUGAGAUGAGAGAAAGACUGCAGCAAGAAAGAGACAGACUUGAACAACUGAAGGAUGAGAUCCUUAUAGUCAAAGAUGAUACAGAAAAGAGCAAAAAAGAAUUAUUGCAAGAAAAGGAGAAUUUUGAAAUCCUGAAAACUCAAACAACAAAGGACAGAGAGGCAGCCAACAAACAAAUGGACGAGCUCAAAACUAAACUUAAGGAGUUAUCACAUAUCAACAAUGAAAUAGAAAGAGAGAAGGAUGAGAUACAGAAAGAUAGAGAAAUUAUCAAACAACAAUUAUAUGAAAUCAACAAAAUUAGAGCUGAGCUACAGAGUCAAAUGGCAGAAACUGAAAAUAAGACUGUAGCAGCUAAAAUAGCUACUGAUGAGGCAGAUCAAGCCCAGCUUGCAGCACAGGAAGCGGAACUGCUUGUGAAAAAACAAAAGGAGGAGAUUGAAAAGAGAAGAUAUGAAACUGUGAAAGAGGAGUUAGAGCACAGAGCUGAGAUACAAAGAAAGAAGGAGGAAUUGGAGCAAAUGAAUGAUGAGAUACAAAGAGUUCAAAUGGAAUUACAGAAAACAAGGGACACUGAAAAGGAUAGUUUGCAGAAAACUUUACAAGAAGUGCAGGAAGAGAGAAAGGUGACUGAGCAGCUCAGAGCAACACUGCAGAAUGAAAUGCUCAUCCAAGACAGACACUCAAGUGAGAUAAAAAAAGAGAGGCAAGAGUUGGAACAGCUUCAGUUCCAGAUGCAGAAGAUGAAGGAGGACAUAGAAAAGAAGCAGUAUGAAAGAAUAAAAGAGGAUGUAGAGAGGAAGAACAAGCUGCAAAGUGAACGGGAGGAACUCGACAGACUCAGGGCUGAACUGGAAAGAGACAAAGCAGCUCUACACAGAACAAAUGAGGCUAUAAGACUAGAUAAGGAAAAAGUAGAGCAGAUGAUUCAAGAGCAAAGAGAAGAUUUAAGAAGUAGACUAGAAAGGGUCAGACAAGCAGAGGAUACAAUUAGACAAAACAUAGAAGAAAUUGAGCUUCAAAGAGAACAACUGGAGAGGAUACGUGUGCAGACAGAGAAGGAAAAAGAGCCAUAUGAAAAGGUCAAGAAUGAACUUAAUAGACUGAGAGAAGAAAUGGAACGACUUUGGGAUGAGACUGAAAAGGAAGAACAGGAAGACAGAGAGAAAUUACAGAGAGAGAAAGAAGAAAUCAAUAAAAAGAUGGAGGAGAUGAAGAAUGAGGUUAUCCAGAUCCAAGACAUGAAAGUGCAGUUAGCAAAACAGAGGGAGGAAGUAGAGGCCAAAAUGGAAAAUGCAAAGGAGGAAAUGGACAAACUUGAGCAGUUGAAGGCAGACUUGCAGCAACAAAAAGAGGAGCUUGAGAAUAAAAUUGCGGAGAAUAAAACAGAGAAAGAAGAAAUAGAGCAGAUGAGGGCUGAAAUACUGAGGCAAAAACAAGAUGUCGAAAAUAAAAUGGAAAUAGCAAAAACAGAAAUGGAAAAAAUGCAGCAAGUCAAGGAAGAAAUCCAACAGCAAAGAGAUGAAUUAGAAGGAAGGAUGCAAAAAGCAAAAAGAGAGAUAGGAGAAAUGGAGCUGAUGAAAAAAGAAAUGGACAGAAAGAAAAAAGAGCUUGAACAAAGAAUGAAACAGACAAUAAGGAAAAAAGAGGAGAUGGACAGAAUGAGGUUGGAAAUGCAGAAAGCAAAAGAAGAAAUGGAGCUUAAAAAGGCAGAAACGGAGAAAGAAAGAUUUGAAAUGGAAUGUGUAAAAGCAGAGAUCCAAAGAGCAAGAGAAGAAUUUGAGACUAGAAUAGAAGAGAAAAGUCUAGACCUGGAAGAAAAAGAGGAGAUAAAUGCUGAGAUAAUCAGACUGAUUAAUCAGAUUGAAAGAACCAGAGAAAUGGUUUGGAGCACAAAAUUUCAUCUGGAAAACAGAAUGGCAGAGGGUCAGGUGGAGGCAGAACACAAAGAGCAGAUGGAUGCAGAGAUGCAGAGGCUCAUUGUAGAAAUUGAACAAAUUAGAGAGAUGCUGAGAAGGCUUAAACUAGAAAUGGAACAAAACAAGGAGUCCAUCAGGAGAGAGAAGGAAGAGAUACGAAUGUUAAAGAUUGAAAUGCAAAGAAGAAAAAGGGACUUGCAAUACAGAGAAGAAAAGAAUAUGAGAGAACGAGGAGAGUUGGAGGUUAUGAGUAGCAUGAUACAGCGACAACGUGAAGAGCUUGAAGAGAGACUGAAAGAUAUGAUGCACCAAAAUGAGAAGACAGAGCUUGAACUUAAAGAAGUAAAACAACAGAAUUUAAAACUUGGCAAAGAUUUAGAACUUCAGAAAUUAAUUGUCCUCGAUAGGGAAUUAAUAAUAUCCCAGCUUAAAAGAGACUCAGAGGAGAUUGAAAAAAUAAAACUAGAGAAACAGAAUGAAAGACUGAAAGUAGAAGAAAUGGUAGCACAGGUUCUAAAAGAGAAAGAAGCACUAACAGCUGAGAAAGACGAGCUUAAAUUAGAAAAGCAUGAUGUUGAGAUCUCAAAAAGAGAGCUAGAAAGAGACAGAGAAGUUUUACAAAGUCAAAUCACUGAGCAAGAACAACAUAAAAUUAUGCUGACAGACCUAAAGAAAGAGAGAGAGGAGCUUGAGCAUAUGAAAGUCAUCAUUUUAAGCCAAGUUAAUGAUAUUGAAACUGAAAAGCAAGAACUAAGACUCAAAAAAGAUGAACUGAAGCAGACCCACAUAGAGAUUACAAAACAACAACAAGAAAUGGAUGACAUGAGAAACACCAUAAUGAGAGACAAACUACAGCUUGAGCAGAGAUGGGAUGAACUGAAUGAAGAAAAGAAAGGAAGAGAACAACUUUGGCAUGAGUCAGAAAGACAAGAACAAGAUGACAAAGAGAAACUGCAGAGAGAGGAGGAAAUUAACAAAAAGAUUGAGGAGAUGACAAAUGAGGUUAUCCAGAUGCAAGACAUGAAAGUGCAAUUAGCAAAACAGAGCGAGGAAGUAGAGGCCAAAAUGCAAAACACAAAGGUGGAAAUUGACAAACUUGAGCAGUUGAAGGCAGACUUGCAGCAACAAAAAGAGGAGCUUGAGAAUAAAAUUGCAGAGAAUAAAAUUGAGAAAGAAGAAAUAGAGCAGAUGAGGGCUGAAAUACUGAGGCAAAAACAAGAUGUCGAGAAUAAAAUGGAAAUAGCUAAAACAGAAAUGAAAAAGAUGCAACAAGUCAAGGAAGAAAUCCAACAGCAAAGAGAUGAAUUAGAAGGCAGAAUACAAAAAGCAAAAAGGGAGAUAGGAGAAAUGGAGCUGAUGAAAAAAGAAAUGGACAGAAAGAAAAAAGAGCUUGAUCAAAAAACGAAACAGGCAAUCAGGAAAAAAGAGGAGAUGGACAGAAUGAGGUUGGAAAUGCAAAAAUCAAUGGAAGAAAUAGAACAUAAAAAGGUAGAGUCUGAUAUAGACAGUUAUGAGAUGGAAUGUGUAAAAGCAGAGAUCCAAAGAGCAAGAGAAGAAUUUGAGACGAGAGUAGAAGAGAUAGGUUUAGACCUGGAAGAAAAAGAGGAGAUAAAUGCUGAGAUAAUCAGACUGAUUAAUCAGAUUGAAAGAACCAGAGAAAUGGUUUGGAGCACAAAAUUUCAUCUGGAAAACAGAAUGGCAGAGGGUCAGGUGGAGGCAGAUCACAAAGAGCAGAUGGAUGCAGAGAUGCAGAGGCUCAUUGUAGAAAUUGAACAAAUUAGAGAGAUGCUGAGAAGGCUUGAACUAGAAAUGGAACAAAACAAGGAGUCCAUCAGGAGAGAGAAGGAAGAGAUACGAAUGUUAAAGAUUGAAAUGCAAAGAAGAAAAAGGGACUUGCAAUACAGAGAAGAAAAGAAUAUGAGAGAACGAGGAGAGUUGGAGGUUAUGAGUAGCAUGAUACAGCGACAACGAGAAGAGCUUGAAGAGAGACUGAAAGAUAUGAUGCACCAAAAUGAGAAGACAGAGCUUGAACUUAAAGAAGUAAAACAACAGAAUUUAAAACUUGGCAAAGAUUUAGAACUUCAGAAAGAAUUAGAUCCUGAUAAGAAAGUAAUGAAAUCACAGCUAAAUAGAGACUCUGAGGAGAUUGAGAAAAUGAAACUAGAAACAAAGAAUGAAAGACUGAAAGUAGAAGAAAUGGUAGCACAGGUUCUAAAAGAGAAAGAAGCACUAACAGCUGAGAAAGACGAGCUUAAAUUAGAAAAGCAUGAUGUUGAGAUCUCAAAAAGAGAGCUAGAAAGAGCCAGAGAAAUUUUACAAAGUCAAAUCACUGAGCAAGAACAACAUAAAAUGAUGCUGACAGACCUAAAGAAAGAGAGAGAGGAGCUUGAGCAGAUGAAAGUGUCCGUAUCAAGCCAAGUUAAUGAUAUUGAAACUGAAAAGGAACAACUGAGACUCACAAAAGAUGAACUGGAGCAGAUCCAAGUAGAGAUCACAAAACAACAACAAGAAAUUAAUGACAUAAGAGACUCCAUGAUGACAGAAAAACUACAGCUUGAGCAGAAGUGGGAUGAACUGAAUAAAGAAAAGAAAGAAAUAGAAAAUGUGUUGAAAACUGAAAAGAGCAACAUGGAAAAAGAGAGGUCUAAAUUUCUUGAAGAGAAUCAGCAAAUCGAGAGCAGUUUGAAAGACGCACUGAACAGGGAGAUGGAAAAUGUAGAGCAGCUGAAGAGAGAGUAUCUUGAUGAAAAGGAAGCUACAGAAAAUGAAAGACAAAUGUUAAACAGAGACAUGGACGAUGUGGAACAACUCAAAACCAGACUGAGCAGAGAGUUAGAGGAUAUUAAACAUGAGAAAGAAGUUAUAUCUGAGGAGAAAGUAAUGUUAGAGAAGAUGAAGGUGGAGCUAGAGAGAGAAGCUGAGGACAUGGAGAAGCUGAAGUUAGCUAUACAGAAUGAAAAAGUGAAGGUAGAGGAAAUGGCCAACAGAAUUUCUGCAGAAAAACAAAAGAGAAAAGAAGAGCUGGAUGGUUUGUUUGCUGAGAUCCAAAAGCAAAGAGAAGCAACUGAAUUUGAGAAAGAAAUGGUUUCUAAAGAGAAGGCUGAUCUGGAGACAACUAAAAAAGAAAUGACAAAAGCCAAGGAAGAUCUACAAAAUCAAAUUGAUGAAGAAAGAAUAAAGCAUGAGACAAACCUGACCGAGCUACAGAAAGAGAGAGACACUAUUCAGCAGAUGAAUGUGAAUAUUUCAAAACAGAUCAAUGACAUUGAAAAUGAAAAGGAAAGACUUAAGCUGAGACAGGAUGAUCUAGAACGACUGCAAGAAGAGACUAAAAAACAACAAAAAGAACUGGAUGACUUGAGGAACACAAUUAGGAUUGAACAGAAUUUGCUUGAGCAGAGGAAGUCUGAAAUUGAGAAACAAGAAAAAGAAAUGAGUGAUACCUUUGGUAGAUUCCAAGAGGAAAAGAACAACAUUGAGAGUGAAAAAGCAGAAAUAAAGAGAGAAAAAAAACAGAUGAACAGUGAUCUGCAAGAGAAAAGAGAAAAAAUGGAGCGUCUGAGAAAAGAUGUACUCAGUGAAAAAGAGACAGUAGAACAAAACAGACAAUUGCUGAAGACAGAAACGGAUGAGAUGGAAGAAAAGAAAUUAAAUUUGGAGAAACUUCUGGAAAACAUAAAAAUCCAGAAACAAAUGAAUGAGGAAGAGAAAGACCAACUGGAACAGACAAAGGCUGAGCUGCUCAGAGAAGCUGAGAACAUUGAAAACUUAAAACAAGAAACACUGAAAGAAAGACAGAGAGUAGAAGAAAUGUCUGCUCAACUUAAAAAAGAGAGAGAGGAUAAUGCAAAUCUUUCUGAGGAAGUGAGGAGAAAAAUGGAAGACCUAAAUAAGAUGCAUGAUGAUUUUGAAAAAGAAAGGCAAGAACUGCAAUCUGAGAAAGAAAAGCUGAAAAUGGAAAUGCAUGAUCAUGAGAGAUCUAAGACAGAACUUGAAAAAGCCAGAGAACAUCUAGACAAACAGAUCACUGAACACGAAGAACAACAUAAAAUAAUGCUGAAAGACCUACAGAAAGAGAGAGAGGAACUUGAGCAGAUGAAAGUGUCUGUAUCAAGCCAAAUCAAUGAUAUUGAAACUGAAAAGGAACAACUGAGACUCAGAAAAGAUGAACUGGAGCAGAUCCAACUAGAGAUCACAAAACAACAAGAUAUGAAUGACAUGAGAGACUCCAUGAUGACAGAAAAACUACAGCUUGAACAGAAGUUGGAUGAACUAAAUAAAGAAAAGAAAGAAAUAGAAAACAUGUUGAAAACUGAAAAGAGUGACGUUGAAAAGGAGAGGUCUAAAUUUCUUGAAGAGAAUCAGCAAAUCGAGAGCAGUUUGAAAGACGCACUGAACAGGGAGAUGGAAAAUGUAGAGCAGCUGAAGAGAGAGUUGCUUUAUGAAAAGGAAGAAAUAGAAAAUGAAAGACAAAUGUUAAACAGAGACAUGGACGAUGUGGAACAACUCAAAACCAGACUGAGCAGAGAGUCAGAGGACAUUAAAUAUGAGAAAGAAGUUCUAUCUGAGGAGAAAGUAAUGUUAGAGAAGAUGAAGGUGGAGCUAGAGAGAGAAGCUAAGGACAUGGAGAAGCUGAACUUAGCUAUACAAGAUGAAAAAGUGAAGGUAGAGGAAAUGGCCAACAGAAUUGCUGAGGAAAACCAAAAGAGAAAAGAAGAGCUGGAUGGUUUGUUUGCUGAGAUACAAAAGCAAAGAGAAGCAACUGAAUUUCAGAAAGAAAUGGUUUCUAAAGAGAAGGCUGAUCUGGAGACAGCUAAAAAAGAAAUGACAAAAGCCAAGGAAGAUCUACAAAAUCAAAUUGACGAAGAAAGAAAUAAGCAUGAGACAAACCUGACCGAGUUACAGAAAGAGAGAGACACUAUUCAGCAGAUGAAUGUGAAUAUUUCAAAACAGAUCAAUGACAUUGAAAAUGAAAAGGAAAGACUUCAGCUGAGACAGGAUGAUCUAGAACGACUGCAAGAAGAGACUAAAAAACAACAAAAAGAACUGGAUGACUUGAGGAACACAAUUAGGAUUGAACAGAAUUUGCUUGAGCAGAGGAAGUCUGAAAUUGAGAGACAAGAAAAAGAAAUGAGUGAUACCUUUGGUAGAUUCCAAGAGGAAAAGAACAACAUUGAGAGUGAAAAAGCAGAAAUAAAGAGAGAAAAAGAACAGAUGAACAGUGAUCUGCAGAAGGAAAGAGAAAAUAUGGAGCGUCUGAGAAAAGAUGUACUCACUGAAAAAGAGACAGUAGAACAAAACAGAGAAUUACUGAAAACAGAAAUGGAUGAGAUGGAAGAAAAGAAAUUAAAUUUGGAGAAACUUCUGGAAAACAUAAAACUCCAGAAACAAAUGAAUGAGGAAGAGAAAGACCAACUGGAACAGACAAAGGCUGAGCUGCUCAGAGAAGCUGAGAGCAUUCAAAACUUAAAACAAGAAACACUGAAAGAAAGACAGAGAGUAGAAGAAAUGUCUGCUCAACUUCAAAAAGAGAGAGAUGAUCAUGCAAAUCUUUCUGAGGAAGUGAGGAGAAAAAUGGAAGACCUAAAUAAGAUGCAUGAUGAUUUUGAAAAAGAAAGGCAAGAACUGCUAUCUGAUAAAGAAAAGCUGAAAAUGGAAAUGCAUGAUCAUGAGAGAUCUAAAACAGAGCUUGAAAAAGCCAGAGAACAUCUAGACAAACAGAUCACUGAACACGAAGAACAACAUAAAAUGAUGCUGAAAGACCUACAGAAAGAGAGAGAGGAACUUGAGCAGAUGAAAGUGUCCGUAUCAAGCCAAAUCAAUGAUAUUGAAACUGAAAAGGAACAACUGAGACUCACAAAAGAUGAACUGGAGCAGAUCCAAGUAGAGAUCACAAAACAACAACAAGAAAUUAAUGACAUGAGAAACUCCAUGAUGACAGAAAAACUACAGCUUGAGCAGAAGUGGGAUGAACUGAAUAAAGAAAAGAAAGAAAUGGCUGAUGUUUUAAACACUGAAGAGGGUAACAUUAAAAGAGAAAGAUCUAAAAUUGUUGAAGAGAAACAGCAAAUGGAGAGCAGUUUGAAAGACGCACUGAAAAGGGAGAUGGAAAAUGUAGAGCAGCUGAAGAGAGAGUUGUUUCAUGAAAAGGAAGAAAUAGAAAAUCAAAGACAAAUGUUAAACAGAGACAUGGACGAUGUGGAACAACUCAAACCCAGACUGAGCAGAGAGUCAGAGGACAUUAAACAUGAGAAAGAAGUUCUAUCUGAGGAGAAAGUAAUGUUAGAGAAGAUGAAGGUGGAGCUAGAGAGAGAAGCUGAGGACAUGGAGAAGCUGAAGUUAGCUAUUCAAGAUGAAAAAGUAAAGGUAGAGGAAAUGGCCAACAUAAUUGCUGAGGAAAACCAAAAGAGAAAAGAAGAGCUGGAUGGUUUGUUUGCUGAGAUCCAAAAGCAAAAAGAAGCAACUGAAUUUGAGAAAGAAAUGGUUUCUAAAGAGAAGGCUGAUCUGGAGACAACUAAAAAAGAAAUGACAAAAGCCAAGGAAGAUCUACAAAAUCAAAUUGACGAAGAAAGAAAUAAGCAUGAGACAAACCUGACCGAGUUACAGAAAGAGAGAGACACUAUUCAGCAGAUGAAUGUGAAUAUUUCAAAACAGAUCAAUGACAUUGAAAAUGAAAAGGAAAGACUUCAGCUGAGACAGGAUGAUCUAGAACGACUGCAAGAAGAAACUAAAAAACAACAAAAAGAACUGGAUGACUUGAGGAACACAAUUAGGAUUGAACAGAAUUUGCUUGAGCAGAGGAAGUCUGAAAUUGAGAGACAAGAAAAAGAAAUGAGUGAUACCUUUGGUAGAUUCCAGGAGGAAAAGAACAGCAUUGAGAGUGAAAAAGCAGAAAUAAAGAGAGAAAAAGAACAGAUGAACAGUGAUCUGCAGGAGGAAAGAGAAAAUAUGGAGCGUCUGAGAAAAGAUGUACUCAGUGAAAAAGAGACAGUAGAACAAAACAGACAAUUGCUGAAGACAGAAAUGAAUGAGAUGGAAGAAAAGAAAUUAAAUUUGGAGAAACUUCUGGAAAAUAUAAAACUCCAGAAACAAAUGAAUGAGGAUGAAAAAGACCAACUGGAACAGACAAAGGCUGAGCUGCUUAGAGAAGCUGAGAACAUUGAAAACUUAAAACAAGAAACACUGAAAGAAAGACAGAGAGUAGAAGAAAUGUCUGCUCAACUUAAAAAAGAGAGAGAGGAUAAUGCAAAUCUUUCUGAGGAAGUGAGGAGAAAAAUGGAAGACCUAAAUACGAUGCAUGAUGACUUUGAAAAAGAAAGGCAAGAACUGCUAUCUGAUAAAGAAAAGCUGAAAAUGGAAAUGCGUGAUCCUGAGAGGUCUAUGACAGAACUUGAAAAAUCCAGAGAACAUCUAGACAAACAGAUCACUGAACACGAAGAACAACAUAAAAUGAUGCUGAAAGACCUACAGAAAGAGAGAGAGGAACUUGAGCAGAUGAAAGUGUCCGUAUCAAGCCAAAUCAAUGAUAUUGAAACUGAAAAGGAACAACUGAGACUCAGAAAAGAUGAACUGGAGCAGAUCCAAGUAGAGAUCACAAAACAACAACAAGAUAUGAAUGACAUAAGAGACUCCAUGAUGACAGAGAAACUACAGCUUGAACAGAAGUUGGAUGAACUGAAUAAAGAAAAGAAAGAAAUAGAAAACGUGUUGAAAACUGAAAAGAGUGACGUUGAAAAAGAGAGGUCUAAAUUUCUUGAAGAGAAACAGCAAAUCGAGAGCAGUUUGAAAGACGCACUGAAAAGGGAGAUGGAAAAUGUAGAGCAGCUGAAGAGAGAGUUGCUUGAUGAAAAGGAAGCGAUAGAAAAUCAAAGGCAAAUGUUAAACAGAGACAUGGACGAUGUGGAACAACUCAAAACCAGACUGAACAGAGAGUCAGAGGACAUUAAAUAUGAGAAAGAAGUUCUAUCUGAUGAGAAAGUAAUGUUAGAGAAGAUGAAGGUGGAGCUAGAGAGAGAAGCUGAGGACAUGGAGAAGCUGAAGUUAGCUAUACAGAAUGAAAAAGUGAAGGUAGAGGAAAUGGCCAACAGAAUUGCUGAGGAAAACCAAAAGAGAAAAGAAGAGCUGGAUGGUUUGUUUGCUGAGAUCCAAAAGCAAAGAAAAGAAACUGAAUUUGAGAAAGAAAUGUUUGCUAAAGAGAAGGCUGAUCUGGAGACGACUAAAAAAGAAAUGACAAAAGCCAAGGAAGAUCUACAAAAUCAAAUUGAUGAAGAAAGAAUAAAGCAUGAGACAAACCUGACCGAGCUACAGAAAGAGAGAGACACUAUUCAGCAGAUGAAUGUAAAUAUUUCAAAUCAGAUCAAUGACAUUGAAAAUGAAAAGGAAAGACUUCAGCUGAGACAGGAUGAUCUAGAACGACUGCAAGAAGAGACUAAAAAACAACAAAAAGAGCUGGAUGACUUGAGGAACACAAUUAGGAUUGAACAGAAUUUGCUUGAGCAGAGGAAGUCUGAAAUUGAGAGACAAGAAAAAGAAAUGAGUGAUACCUUUGGUAGAUUCCAAGAGGAAAAGAACAACAUUGAGAGUGAAAAGGUAGAAAUAAAGAGAGAAAAAGAACAGAUGAACAGGGAAAGAGAAAAUAUGGAGCGUCUGAGAAAAGAUGUACUCAGUGAAAAAGAGAUAGUAGCAGAAAACAGACAAUUGCUAAAGACAGAAACAGAUGAGAUGGAGGAAAAGAAAUUAAAUCUGGAGAAACUUCUGGAAAACAUAAAACUCCAGAAACAAAUAAAUGAAGAUGAGAAAGACCAACUGGAACAGACAAAGACUGAGCUGCUCAGAGAAGCUGAGAACAUUGAAAACUUAAAACAAGAAACACUUAAAGAAAGACAGAGAGUAGAAGAAAUGUCUGCUCAACUUAAAAAAGAGAGAGAUAAUUAUGAGGGUAUUGUCCAAGACACUGUCAAAGAGAAAGAGGCUCUUAAUCGCAUUAAUCAUGAAAUAGAACUGCAGAGACAUGCAGUUGAAUUAGACAAAGAUCUACUUCUAAAAGAAAAGUUUGAAUUUGAAACAGCGAAGUUGGAUUUAGCCAGGGUUAAAGAAGAACUGUCUGACCAGGCAGAAAAGAAUGAGAUAGCACUUACUAAAAUCAAUCAAGAAAGAGACAGUCUUGAGCAGCUCAAAAUCAACAUCUCAGAACAGAUGGCCAAUAUUGGAAAUAUAAGAGAAAAUAUUCAGCACAGAGGGGAUGAGCUAGAAAAGCUACAAGAAGAAAUAAAGCAUCAACAACAAGGGAUUGAUCACCUGAUGGAUAUAUAUAAGAUGGAAAAGAGUCAGUUAGAGCAGAAACAAGAUGAAACAGAUCAGCUACAGGCAGAACUAAAUAGUAUGAUAACAACCACAAAGGAGGAAAAAAGUGCGUUUGACAGAGAAAGAGCUGAAAUAAUGGAAGAAAUCCAACAAUCUAAGAAUAGGCUACAGACAGAGAUUGAAGACAUGGAGCUUUUGAAAAAAGAAAUCCUUUCUGAGAAGAAAAUGAUCAAAAACAAUCGACAAAUGUUAAGAAAAGAUGUGAAUGACAUGGAAGCAAGUAAAUCUGAAAUCAGAAGGGAGUUAGAACAUCUUAGAUUUCAAAAGCAAGCUAUGGAGGAUGAGAAGAAAAUGGUACAAGAAAUGCAGGUAGAACUUCACAAUGAAGUGAAGAGAAUCGAGAUGUUUAAGGAAGAAGCAGAGCUUGACAAGAAAAGGUUGGACGAGUUGGCCAUUCAGCUUCAACAUCAGAGAGAGAAUAUAAAUAAUCUUGCUAUGGAAACUGAAAGGAGGAAUGAAAUUCUGGAUGGGAUUCAAGCCGAUGUGGAAAAGCAGAGGGAAACAACCGAGUCAGAAAGGUGUUUGCUUGAAAAUGAAAAAAAAGACCUGGAGAAAGCUAAAGCAGAGAUUGCAAAAUCCAAAGAAGACUUAGAAAAACAAAUCUCAGAGAAAGAAAAAAGCUAUGCUGUUGUACUUGCAGACAUACAAAAAGAGAGAAUAGCCCUUAAACACAUGCAUGAAAUGGUGUCAGAGCAGCUUGCAGAUAUUGAAAAUGAGAGGAAGAAAAUAUCAGAUAAAGGAGAUGAGCUGUCGCAGUUACAGGCAGAUGUCCUCAAACAACAAAAAGAGAUGGAAGACCUUAAGGACACAUUCAAGCUGGAAAUGAAUCAGCUUGAACAGAGACAAGCUGAUUUAGAUCAACUCCAGAAAGAAGUGGAUGAUGUCAUGGAAUUCACAAAGAAUGAAAUGAGCAAUGUUGAAAAAGAAAGGGCUGAACUGUUAGAGGAGAAACAACAAAUAGAUAGAAAUUUUAAGGAACUUCUUGCUGAGAAGGCAUUUGUUCAUAAUAGCAGACAGGCUUUGCAGAGAGAUAGAGAUGAAAUUGAGCUGAGCAAAGCUAAUGUACAUAGACAGUUAGAGGAUAUCAUCAUUCAACGACAGGCUAUUUUUGAUGAUAAUGAAAUGUUGCAAAAGAUGAAAGCUAAACUGUAUGCCGAAGCUAAUUAUAUUCAAAAUCUCAAGCAACAACUAGAGGAUGAAAAACUGAAAUUUGAAGAAACAGCAGCCCAACUCCAAGAAGAACAGCAUCAUUUGGAGGGUCUUACAGAAGAAACCAAAAAGAAAAAUGAUAUGCUAGAGGCAGCACAAGCUGAGAUGGAACAGCAGAGAAAAGCAAUUGAAGCUGAAAAAGCUAGAAUUGAAGAGGAAAUAUAUGAACCAAGGAAAGCCAUGACUGAGAUGGCAACAGUUAAAGAAGCUCUUGAAAGACAACCACUCAAACAAGAUGAAAUACAUCAGCAUCAAGCCCAAAUUCAGAAACAGCAAAAUGAAAUAGAUGGCAUAAAGAAUAUUGUUUUAAUGGAGAAGGCCCGACUAGAACAGAGGCAGAUUGAUCUUAAUCAACAACACCAAGAUAUGAUGGAGUCAAUCAGGGUAGAGAAGAGCAAUCUUGAGAAGGAAAAGAAUGAAAUGAUGAAGCAGAAACAGCAAGUGGAGAAUGAACUGCAAAAUGCAGUAAAGAUGGAGAGAGAGAACCUGGAUCACUUAAAGAAAGAAAUCCUUGACGAAAAGGCUCUAAUUGAAGACACCAAGAAAAUUAUCAUAAGCAGUGUAGCUGAUAUAGAACAAAAGAAAUUUGAAUUGUUUAGGGAGUUAGAAGAUCUCAAACUGCAGAAACAAGCUUGUGAGGAUGAAAGGUACCACAUACAGAAAAUGAAAGCUGGCCUUCAAAUAGAGUUAGAAGAUAUUGCAAAGCAAAAGCAAGACACCAAUAAAGAAAGAACCCAACUUCAACAGGAGAGAGACCAAGUAAAUAAUUUUGCAGAAGAGAACAUAAGAAACAAUGACAUUCUUAUUAGGAUGCAAGAAGACAUUGAAAAACAGAGACAAGAAAUUGAGUCUGAUAAAAAUAUGCUUGAACAGUUCAAACAUACAUUAAAUGAAGCUAAGGAAGAAAUAGCUAGAGCAAAACUAGAGCUUGAAACCCAGUUUGCUGAAAAAAGACAAAGCAAUGAAGUGACUCUGACAGAAAUACAGAAAGAGAAAGACAGCCUUGAAGCAAAGAACUUUAACAUCUUAAGUCAAAUUGGUGUUCUUGAAAAUGAAAAAGAAUCACUACAUCUCAGACAAAAAGAACUGGAAAUGCAGGAAGCAAAAAUUCAAACCCAACAAAAGGAAAUCAAUGAAUUAUGGAAUGGAGUGCAAGAUGAAAUGGAACUUAGCAGGAAGGAGAGGGAGAACAUUGAGAAAGCAAAAGCUGAAAUUUUUGAACAGAAACAGGAACUUGAGAGUUGUCUAAACAAUGCUCUGAAGAGUGAGAAAGAAAAUGAGCUUCAGAAGAAAGAGUUGUUAGAUGCAACUGAAUUAAUUAAGAAUGAGAAAGAUGAGAUACAGAAUAUGAAGUCUGAGCUGAAAAGAAAUAUGGAGGAUUUUGAGAAAUUAAAGCAAGACAGACAAUAUGACAGUGAAAAAAAUAAGAAUUUACAAUCAGAAUUAGAGAGAGCAAGAGAAGCUCUUGAUCAGGUGCAAGCCAGCAUUGCAGUAGAAAGACAAGGUCUUGAGAAAGAACGAGCAGGUAUAGAGGAGCAGACACAGGCAAUUAGUCAUCAAGUGAAUGAGAUAGAAACUGAAAAGAGCCUUAUCAGAGCAAAAAACACUGAGCUGCAACUAUUACAAAGACAAAUGCAACAACAACAACAAGAAAUGAUUAGAGAGGAGGAAAGAAUAGAAAAACAAAGACGGUCACUACAAAGAGAAGAAGAGGAUUGGGUAAAGAAAAAUCAAAAAUCAAAGGAAGAAACGGAAACAAUUCACGAACUGAAGAUGGAGUUACAAAAACAGACAGAAGCAAAUGAGGAAAAAAUGGAAGCAAUUAUUAGAGAAUUUAAUGCAUUUGAAGAGGCAAAGGCUCUGUUGCAAAUAGAGUCCACAGAAAUUGACAGAAAAGAUGCAGAGACACAAACACAGCAAGAAGAGCUCGACCUGGUGAAGUCUGACAUUUUGAUGCAAAAGGCAGAUCUUGACACUAAAAGACAGGAGAUUAAAUUAGAGAUGGAACAACUCACUGGUUUGCAAGAAGAAAUUGGGAAACAGAAAGAAGAACUGGAGGAAAAGAUGCUAAAAAACAAACGUGAGAUGGGAGAAGUUAUAUUUAUGAAGUUUGAAAUUGAUGGAAGGAAGAAAGACCUUGAUCAGAGGAUGAGACAGGUCACAAGAAAACGAGAUGAAAUGGAUAAAAUGAUGGAAGAGGUUGAGAGUGGCAGAGAAGAACUCCAGAAGGAAAGAGACAUACUCAACAGUGAAAGGCUUGAGCUAGAACAAUUAAAGGCUGAUUUACAAACAACAAGAGAAACAUUUCAGCUCAGUCGGAUGGAGAGUGUCGGAGAUGUGGAGGAAAAGGAGCAAAUAAAUGCUGAAAUAUUGAGGUUAAUUCAAGAAAUUGAGAACACUAGAGAUACAAUGCAGAAAGGCAAACAUGACGUGGAAACCAAGCUGGAGAGCACAACAAUGGAGUCAGGUGAAGCCCAACAAAUGAAUGCUGAGAUGCAGAAACUGAUUCAAGAAAUGGACCAAAUGAGAAUGGUUUUGAGUAGAAUGAAAGACGAGGUCAAGAUUAUGAGACAACAAAAGAAAGAACUUGCAAACUUGAGACUAGAAAAGGAGACACAAAAGCACCAAAUUGAAGACUUUAAACAGCAGGUUAAUGAUUUACAAAGAGAAAGAGAACAGAUGAAAAGCAAAUUAAGACAAAUGGAUCAGAGUAGAGCUUACAUUGAGAAACAAAGGCAGGAGAUUGAAUUUGAAAAACAAAAAAUGUAUGAUGAAAGUCAGUUGUUAGAAAAGAAUAAAACUGAUGUACAGAUGAAAUCUGAAAUGUUAGACAGCCUCUUAGAGGAGACUAUGGAAAAAGCAGUUACACUAAGAACAGAAGCUGCAAGUGACAUGGAAAUUAAGACUGAAGAGGUUAAACCAGUGGAUUCAGAGAGGUCAAGGACAGAUAUGGAAGUGUUAGGCUUGGAUAGUGUUAAAGAUGUCGUAGAGACAGAGGAGAGUAAGAGCUAUAGCAAACAGACCAAAAGAGAAAUAAAGAAAUUGGCAAAAAUGAAAGCUGAGCUAGAUAGACAAAUAGAGGAACUUGAAGAAAGUGAUGCAGACAGAAAACAUGAAAUUGAAGCGGCAGAACAAAGCAAGCCUGAAAAACUAAAAGUACAGAAAUAUGCCAAAAAGCAACAAGCAACAUUUGCAACUGUGGAAAUGGAUGUAAUUAAGAAACAGAAAGAUGAACUGGAGGAAAAGCUUCAAAAGACAACAUGUGAAAUGGGAGAACUGGAACUGAUGAGAUCUGAGAUCAGUAUGGAGAAAAAAGAGCUGGACCAGAAGAUGAGACAAGUUGCACGGAAGAAAGAUGAAAUGGAGCGGAUGAAGACUGAGAUAGACAAAGCCAGACAAGGACUUGAUAUGGAUAAAGAGGUAAUUGAACAAAAGACACAUGAAUUAGAGCAAAUGCAAGAUGAAAUUCAAAGAGCAAGGGAUGAGUUUCAGCUUUUAAUCGAGGAAGAUAGAGAUCUAGAAGAUGAGGCAGAAACAAGUGCACAGAUACAGAGACUAAUCAUAGAGGUUGUGCGAAUCAGAAACAUGGUGCAGAAUUUGAAAGCUGACAUGGAACAGAGGAUGGAAGAUCGUAAAACAGAGGCAGAGGAAAAAGAGAAUAUGAAAACUCAGAUCCAAAGGCUUAUUCAAGAAAUUGAAAAAAUAAGGGAAAAUCUUGGACAUCUUAAGGAUGAAAUUGAAAUAACUAGAAAAGAGAGGAAAGCGAUGGAGAUGGUAAAGGUAGAGUCUGAUGAACGGAGGCAACAAAUUGAGAUCAUGAGGGAAAAAAUGCAGCAAGAGAAGGAUCAGCUAGAACAACUAAGGGAUGAAAUAGAAACGCAAAAGAAGCAUAUGGAAAAGAACAAAGAACUGCUUAAGAGAAACAUUGCAGAGGAUAUAGCAAAAGCACUGGAGGAUACUGAUAUAAUAGCAAUGGAGUUAGAAAAGAAAAAGGGAGAACUUGGCAAAGUCAAUGAAGAACUGCAGAGACGCAAGAAUGAUCUAGACCUGGUGACGAGGAAUAUGCAAAGCCAGAAACAAAGUGCCAAAGACCUGCAAGAAAUGACCGAAAAGAAGAAAAAUGAGCUGGAUGUGAUAACUACAGAACUGCAGAGAGGAAAACAAAUUGUUGAAGAACAAAAGUUUGAAAUAGAAGAGACAAAGAAAAUUAUUAUUGAAGAGAUUGAAAGAAAACAUGAAACCCUUGAACAAAUGAACAAUGAGCUACUAAGAAUGAAGGAAGGGAUGGAAAAAGAGAAAGAAAUCAUAAAACUAGAAAUUCAAGAACUAGAGUUUAAUAAAGCUGAAGUUCAAAAACAAAAAGGUGACUUGGAAAUGGAAAUAAAUUACAUGGGUCUGGAGAGGAAUCGACUACAACAGAUUCAAAAUGAAAUUGAUGGACAAAAGCAAGAACUGAGCAAUAAGACUGAAGCUUUAGAAGGAGAGUGGGGAAAACUGGAAAAUAUGAAAUCUGAAAUGGAAAGUUUGAAAAUUGAACUGGAUGCCAAAAUCAAAGAGAGGACACAGCAGGAACAAGAAAUAUUAGAGGAGCAGAGGCAUGAAGUAAAUCGAGAAAAGCAGGAUGCUGAGAAAUUAAAGGCACUGCUCAGCAAAGAAAGAGAAGAAUUAAAUCAAAAGGAAGCCAGGUUGGAAGAAAAAAUAAAGGAAAUUAACAUACUGAAUGAAGAGCAGAAAAGAAGAGACAAGGAGCUGGAACUGCAAAAAGAAGAGGCAAAACAAGAACAGAAAGAUAUGCUAAGGAAAUGGAAAGAAGUAGAUGAAGCAAAACACAAGAUUAUCACUGACAAACUUUUACUUCAGCAACAGGAGACUGAAUUAAAUAAAGAAAAGCAAAUUCUGGAGGAUAAUUUGAGGAAGAUAAUGGAAGAAAGAAAGGAUUUAGAUCAAAUGAGAAUGGAAGUGGAAGUGACUAAACAAAUGGCAGACACCAUGAGAGAGAAAAUGAAACAGGAUAGAGAAGAACUUGAACAGUUAAUGAAUGAAAUACAAAUGGAGAAGAAAGAUGUGGAAAAGGAGAAGAACAUUACAGAUUAUUUGAAGAUUGAGUUAGAUCAAAUUAAGGCCAACUUAGAGGCUAAACAUCAAGAGACUGAACUUGAGAAAGAAAAGAUAAAGAAUGAAAAAAGCAGUUUUGUGGAAUUAAAGGCAGCUAUGCAGAGAGAAUAUGAGGACAUGAAGAAUAAAUUAGAAAAGGACAGCAUGGACAUGCAAAAACAACUCCUUGAAGGAACCCAAAAAACGAGAGAUGAACUGGAGAAGAUAUCUACUGAGAUUUCAAAACAAAAUGAAGAGAUUGAGACAACCAAAGCUGUUAUUGAGAAAGAGAAAAGUGAGAUUGAAAGUAAAUGGUUGGAUUUACAAAAGAAAGAAGAGGAGCUGGAACUGCAGAUUAUAAAACACAAGCAAGAUGAGGAUGAGGACAAGAUGGCAAUGGAAGAGGAGAGGAAAGCACUGGACACUGAAGUUACUGAAUUUAGAAGACAGAAAGAAGAAGCAGAAAAAGAAAAGGAAGACAUGGCGAAUAAAUGGAAAGAACUAGAUAGUGUAAGAGAACAAAUUCAAAAUGAACAAGAUGAAGUAGAUAAAACCAAACACAAGAUGAUGACUGACAAACAUUUACUUGAGCAAAGAGAGACUGAAAUGAAUGAGGAAAAGAAAGUUCUGGAGGAUAAUUUGAGAAAGAUAAUCGAAGAAAGAAGGGAUUUAGAUCAAAUGAGAAUGGAACUGGAAGCUCAGACUGAACAAAUGGAAGAAAUCAGAGAGAAAAUUAAACAGGAGAGAGAAGAACUUGGACAGAUAAUGAAUGAAAUACAAAUGGAAAAGAAAGAUGUGGAAAAGGAGAAAAACAUUACAGAUCAGUUGAAGAUUGAGUUAGACCAAAUGAAAGACAAUUUACAGAAAAAAUAUGAGAUUGAGCUUGAGAAGGACAAAAUGAAGAACGAGAGAAGCAGUUUUGAGGAAUUAAAGGCAGCCAUGCAGAGAGAAUAUGAGGACAUGAAGAAUAAAUUAGAGAAGGACACCAUUGACAUGCAAAGAAACCUUGAAGAAACCCAGAGAAAGAGAGAUGAACUGGAGAAGAUAUCUACUGAGAUUUCAAAGCAAAAUGAAGAGAUUGAGAGAACCAAAGCUGUUAUUGAAAAAGAGAAAAGUGAGAUUGAAAGUAAAUGGUUGGAUUUACAAAAGAGAGAAGAGAAGCUGGAACUGCAGAUUAUAAAACACAAGCAAGAGGAGGAUGAGGACAAGAUGACAAUGGAAGAGGAGAGGAAAGCACUGAACACGGAAGUUAUUGAAUUUAGAAGACAGAAAGAAGAAGCAGAAAAAGAAAGGGAAGAUAUUGGGAAGAAAUUGAAAGAACUAGACAGCCUGGAAGAAGAUUUGCAGAAAGCAAAAGAUGAAGUAGAUAAAACCAUACAAAAGAUGAUGACUGACAAACAUUUACUUGAGCAAAGAGAGACUAAAAUGAAUGAGGAAAAGCAAGUUCUGGAGGAUAAUUUGAGGAAGAUAAUGGAGGAAAGAAGGGGUUUGGAUCGAAUGAGAAUAGAACUGGAAGCUCAGACUGAAAAAAUGGAAGAAAUCAGAGAGAAAAUGAAACAGGAGAGAGAAGAACUUGAACAGUUAAUGAAUGAAAUACAAAUGGAGAAGAAAGAUGUGGAAACGGAGAAGAACAAUACAGAUCAUUUGAAGAUAGAGUUAGAUGAAAUGAAAGACAAUUUACAGAAAAAAUAUGAUGAGAUUGAGCUUGAGAAGGAAAAAAUAAAGAACGAGAGAAGCCGUUUUGAGAAGGACAGCAUGGACAUGCAAAGAAACCUCCUUGAAGAAACCCAGAAAAAGAGAGAUGAACUGGAGAAGAUAUCUACUGAGAUUUCAAAGCAAAAUGAAGAGAUUGAGAGAACCAAAGCUGUUAUUGAAAAAGAGAAAAGUGAGAUUGAAAGUAAAUGGUUGGAUUUACAAAAGAGAGAAGAGGAGCUGGAACUGCAGAUUAUAAAACACAAGCAAGAGGAGGAUGAGGACAAGAUGACAAUGGAAGAGGAGAGAAAGGCACUGGACACUGAAGUUAUUAAAUUUAAAAGACAGAAAGAAGAAGCAGAAAAAGAAAGAGAAGACAUUGUGAAUAAAUGGAAAGAACUAGACAGUGUAAGAGAACAAAUUCAAAACGAACAAGAUGAAGUAGAUAAAACCAAACACAAGAUGAUGACUGACAAACAUUUACUUGAGCAAAGAGAGACUGAAAUGAAUGAGGAAAAGCAAGUUCUGGAGAAUAAUUUGAGGAAGAUAAUGGAGGAAAGAAGGAGUUUGGAUCGAAUGAGAAUAGAACUGGAAGCUCAGACUGAAAAAAUGGAUGAAAUCAGAGAGAAAAUGAAACAGGAGAGAGAAGAAAUUGAACAGUUGAUGAAUGAAAUACAAAUGGAGAAGAAAGAUGUGGAAACGGAGAAGAACAAUACAGAUCAUUUGAAGAUAGAGUUAGACCAAGUGAAAGACGAUUUACAGAAAAAAUAUGAUGAGAUUGAACUUGAGAAGGAAAAAAUGAAGAACGAGAGAAGCCGUUUUGAGGAAUUAAAGGCUGCUAUGCAGAGAGAAUUUGAGGACAUGAAGAAUAAUUUAGAGAAGGACAGCAUGGACAUGCAAAAACACCUCCUUGAAGAAAACCAGAGAAAGAGAGAUGAACUGGAGAAGAUAUCUACUGAGAUUUCAAAGAAAAAUGAAGAGAUUGAGACAACCAAAGCUGUUAUUGAGAAAGAGAAAAGUGAGAUUGAAAGUAAAUGGUUGGAUUUACAAAAGAAAGAAGAGGAGCUGGAACUGCAGAUUAUAAAACACAAGCAAGAGGAGGAUGAGGACAAGAUGACAAUGGAAGAGGAGAGGAAAGCACUGGACACUGAAGUUACUGAAUUUAGAAGACAGAAAGAAGAAGCAGAAAAAGAAAGGGAAGACAUGGGGAAGAAACAGAAAGAACUGGAAGUGCAAACCGCACUUAUGGAAGACACCAGAGAAAAAAUAAAACAGGACAGAGACAAACUUGAUCAAUUAAUAAAUGAAAUACAAAUGGAGAAGAAAGUUUUGGAAAAUGAGAGGAACAUUACUAAUCAUUUGAAGAAUGAGUUAGAACAAAUGAAGUCCAACAUUGAGGUUAAAUACAGAGAGAUUGAGCUUGAGAAAGAAAAUAUGGAGAAUGAGAGAAGCAGUUUUGAGGAAUUAAAGGCAGCAAUGCAGAGAGAGUUUGACAAUGCUUUGGAGAAGACCAGAGUGGAAAGACACAAAUUAAAUGAAAUUGAGGCAGAACGAGAAAAAGAGAAAGAACAAUAUCAGUUACUUCUUCAUGAAACUCUAAGAAAAAGAGAUGAGCUGGAGAAAAUGUCUGCUGAGAUAUCAAAGCAAAAUCAAGACAUUGCAACUAGAACAGCUUUUCUUCAGAAAGAGAAAAUUGAGAUUGAAAGCAAAUGGUUGGAUUUACAGAAGAGGGGUGAGGAGCUGGAAUUGCAGAUUAUAAAACACAAAGAAAAAGAAGACAUGGACAAGAUGGCACUGAAAGAAGAUAGAAAAACACUGGACAUUGAAAUGAUGGAAUUUAGAAAAGAUGAGGCAGAAAAAGAAAAGGAAGACAUAGACAAGAUGCAUGGCCAAGAUGAAAUGAAAGCACUGCACACUGAAGAGGCAGAAAGAGAAAAGGAAGACAUGGACAAGAGGAAAGUGGACAAAGACAGGAAAGAACUGGAUACUGAAGAGGCAGAAAAGGAAGAUAAGGACAAGAUGUCACUGGAAGACGAGAGGAAAGAACUGGAUAUUGAAUCAGAAAAAGAGGAACUGGACAAGGUAGCAGUGGAAGAAGAGAUGGAAAAACUGGAUACUGAAGAGGCAGAAAAAGAAGACAUGGACAAGAUGGUAAUUGAAGAAGAAAGAAAAGCACCAGACACUGACUUUAUUGAGUUGAUGAGACAAAAAGAAGAGGCAGAAAAAGUAAAAGAAGACAUGGGCAAGAUAAAAGUGGAAGAACAGAAGAAAGCACUGGAUACUGAAGAGGCAGAAACAGGAAAGGAAGAAAUCGACAAGAUGAAAGUGGACAAAGACAGGAAAGAACUGGAUACUGAGGAGACAGAAAAAGAAGACAUGGACAAGAGUGCACUGAAAGAAAAGAUGAAAGAAGUGGAUACUGAGGAGACAGAAAAAGAAGACAUGGACAAGAGUGCACUGAAAGAAAAGAUGAAAGAAGUGGAUACUGAGGAGAGAGAAAAAGAAGACAUGGACAAGAUGGCAGUGAAGGAAAAGAUGAAAGAACUGGAUACUGAAGAGGCAGAAAAAGAAGUAAUAGACAGUAUGACACUGGAAGAAGAGAAGAAAGAAGUUGAUACUGAAGAGGCAGAAGACGAACAUAUGGACAAGAGUGCACUGAAAGAAGAAAUGAAAGAAGUGCAUACUGAGGAGGCAGAAAAAGAAGACAUGGACAAGAUGGCAAUUGAACAAAAAAGAAAAGCACCAGACACUGAAUUUAUUGAGUUUAAAGAAGAGGCAGAAAAAGUAAAAGAAGACGUGGAUAAGAUGGUAUUAAAAGAAGAGAGGAAAGCACUGGUUACUGAUGUUAUUGAGUUAAGAAGACAGAAAGAGGAGGCAGAAAAAGAAAAGGAAGAAUUUUUGGAGAAAUUUAAAGAACUCAAAAUUCAGACUGAGCAAAUGGAAGAAAAAAGAGAGAAAAUGAAACAGGAGAGAGAUGAAUUUGAUCGAUUAAUGAAUGAAAUACAAAUGGAGAAGAAAGAUUUGGAAAAUGAGAGGAACAUUACUAAUCAUUUGAAGAAUGAGUUAGACCAAAUGAAGUCCAACAUUGAGGUUAAAUACAGAGAGAUUGAGCUUGAGAAAGAAAAUAUGGAGAAUGAGAGAAGCAGUUUUGAGGAAUUAAAGGCAGCAAUGCAGAGAGAGUUUGACAAUGCUUUGGAGAAGACCAGAGUGGAAAGACACAAAUUAAAUGAAAUUGAGGCAGAACGAGAAAUAGAGAAAGAACAAUAUCAGUUACUUCUUCAUGAAACUCUAAGAAAAAGAGAUGAGCUGGAGAAAAUGUCUGCUGAGAUAUCAAAGCAAAAUGAAGAUAUUGCAACUAGAACAGCUUUUCUUCAGAAAGAGAAAAUUGAGAUUGAAAGCAAAUGGUUGGAUUUACAGAAGAGGGGUGAGGAGCUGGAAUUGCAGAUUAUAAAACACAAAGAAAAAGAAGACAUGGACAAGAUGGCACUGAAAGAAGAUAGAAAAACACUGGACAUUGAAAUUAUUGAAUUUAGAAGACAGAAAGAUCAGGUAGAAAAAGAAAAUGAAGACAUGGUAAAGAAAUGGAAAGAACUCGAGCAUUUAAAAGAAAACAUCCAGAAAGAACAAGAUGAAGUAGAUAAAGCCAAACACAAGAUGAUGACUGACAAUCUUUUACUUGAGCAAAGAGAGACUGAAAUGAAUGAGGAAAAGCACGUUCUGGAGGAUAAUUUGAAGAAGAUAAUGGAGGAAAGAAGGGAUUUAGAUCGAACAAGGAUGGAACUGGAAGCUCAGACUGAACAAAUGGAUGAAAUCAGAGAGAAAAUGAAACAAGAGAGAGAAAAACUUGAUCAAUUAAUGAACGAAAUACAAAUGGAGAAGGAAAAUGUGGAAAAUGAGAAGAACAUUCUAAAUCAUUUAAAGAAUACGUUAGACCAAACAAAGGAGGAGUUACAGAUAAAAUAUGAUGAGAUUGAGCUUGAGAAAGAAAAGAUGAAGAACGAAAAAAGUAUUUCUGAACAAUUAAAGGCUGCUAUGCAGAGAGAAUUUGAGGAUAAAACCAAUGCUUUAGAGAAGGCCAGCAGGGACAAACUUGACAUUCUUAAGAUUGAAAUGGAGAAUCAGAGACAACAGAUGGAAGAUGAAAUCAAUAUUAAGGCAAAGCGUGAGAGAGAGUUACUCAAUGAACUAAGGAACAUUGUGAAAGAAACCCAGAAGGAGAAAGAUGAAGCAGAAGAGAUGAAGACUCAGCUUCAGAAGGAAAAACAGGAAAAUGAACAAUUAUCUGACGAGAUAAAAAAGAAAGAACUUGACCUGGAGAGAGUUUUGCUUGAGUUAAUAAAGCAAAAAGACAUUUUUGAGAAAGAGAGACAAGAUAUUAAAACUGAAAGAUCUGGUUUUCAGGACAAAAUUGGAGAACUGGAAGUGCAGCUUGCAAGAUAUAAGAAAAAGGAGCAUAAGGAGAGUAUGGCAAUUGAAGAAGAGAGAGAAACGCCUGUAACUGAAGUUAUUGAGGCCACGAAAGAGGAAGGUGACAGUAUGAGAGUACUGUUAAAUGAACUGAAAUCCCUUCAAGAAGAUAUACAAGAGCAGAAGAGAGAAAUUGAAAAAAGUAAACAUGAUGUGAUGGACAUGAAAUUGCAGCUUCACCUUAAGGAGACUGAAAUAAAUCAGCAGGAGCAACUUUUGAAUGAUAGCUUAAAAAAGAUGAUCGAGGAGAGGAGUGAACUGGACAAGAUGAAAGCUGAACAGCACCAAAUUGAACAGAUCUUUAGUGAGAAGAUGAAAAAGGAAAGAGAGAAUAUUGAUCAAUUAUUGAAUGAGAUACAAAGAGAAAAGAGAGACAUAGAAAAUAAUAAGGAGGAGGUGAACAGCAUAAAGAAGGAUCUGGAGCAAAAUAAAAUGAAAUUGGACGAGCAGAAGGAGGAGAUCAAACUGCUCGAAGAAGAAACAAACAAAAAGCUACAGAAGCUUGUACAACUUGAUAUUGAUGUUCAGCAAAAGGAAGAUGAAAUGAAUUUUGAACAAAGUAAGAGGGAAAAACAGACAGUGCAGGAAACAGGAAUAACUCAGAUGCUUGAUACAGACACAACUGUUACUUAUGAUGUGCAAACACUUACAGUUGCUCCUGAGACAAAAGACAUUCAGGACCAACAGCCACAAAUAACAGACGUACCAGUGAAGCCAGACAGGUUAGAGGAACAAGAUGACAGUGUGGAGUUCAGAACAACCCAAGUUACAAAGCUAAAACAACCAGAAAGUGGGCUCGCCCAAAUCACUAAUGAACUUGAGAAAAGAAUAUCUAUUUUGAGGAAGGAGGAGAGGAACAUGGCCCUGCAGCUCCUGAAGGAAAAUGAGAACCUGCUCAAGAUAGUAGAAGAAGCACAGAGGGUGAAAGAAGAAUUUAACAAUCAAGAAGAAUUACUGCGGACUGCACAAGCUGAGUUGGAUCAAAUCAAAUCUAAAAUUCAAGAACAAUAUGCAAUUGAAAGCUCUGAUAUUAGCUUAGAAUUAAAGCCCAUCCAGAUUGUGAAAAUUAAGGUAGACAGUUACACACAGACAUGCAAAGAUGACACUGUAACACCAACAGACAAAGUGCCAACAAGGGAAAAGGAUGCAGCUAGUUCUGCUCAACAGCCUGCAAGGGAUGAGACAGAUAACCAAAUAGAAUCCUUCAAACUAGAGAAAAAGAAAGUUGACUUGACAGAGAUGGAUGCAGAAACCAUGAAGCAAACCAUAGAAAGAGAGUGGACUGAAUUAGAGCAAUAUAGAGCAUCUCUUAUAAGACAAGAGGAAGAUUUACAAGCAUGCAAGCAAAAUAUAGAGAAUGAGAAAGUUGAAUUAGAAACAAUGAAGGAGAGCAUGGCCAAAGAUUUUGAAAACCUGAUGAAGGAGAGAAAGAAGAUAAAGGAUGAAGCAAAGGAAAAGGAAUUCCAGAUUCAGAGACAGAACAAAGAACUUGAAUAUGUCUUAGAUGAGAUUAGAAAGAAGAAAGAGGAGCUGGCUUCGAUAAAUAUGAUGAUACAGAGGGUGAAACAGGAAGUGGAUGUGAAAUCCAGUGAAGACGUGAGUCUUAAAGAAAUCAGGAUAAGCAUGCCUGAAGCAAAAGAUAGACUGGAAGAAAGUAAAGUUGAGAUACAAAAAGAUCAGGAAGAAUUGCAGGCAAUUAAAUAUGUGCAUCCUUCUCGUGAAGAUAUUGUGAAAGGUGAAGAAGAAGACCUUCCAUCUAUUCUAGAGUAUCUGGGAAUGAAGUCUGAUCCAGAUAAAGAAGUAGACUUAGACAGUGAUUACUACAGAAAGGUAAAGAUGGACAUACCUGGACCAAGUAAAGAGGGGACACAACCUCAGACCCCAGAUUUGAAUAAUCAAAUGGAGGCAUUAAAAUCUAAACAAAAUCAGCUAGAAAAGAUGAGGGCUGAUCUUGACAGAGAACGAAGGAAGAUAGACAAAUUAAGGGAAGAGCUGGUUACAGAAAGAGAUGAGCUGAAGCAGAUGAGACUUGAUGUGGAGAGACAAAAAGAAGAUUUAGAAUUUGUUCAGCAAAGCAUAGAAAAUGAGAGAGAUGAACUAGAAGCCAGACUGAGAGGAACAGCAGACACAGAGAACAUCAUAAAGGAACUGAUCAAAGAGAAAGAGAGAGCUGAAGAAAUGGUGCUCCAACUUACCAAAGAACAGAAAGAAACUCAAAACAAGUUAGAACUAAUCAAUAGUGAACUCCAAACUGAAAAGAAAGAAAUGCAGCACAGAAUUGAACUACAAGAACGGGAAUUGGAAGACAUGAGAAAGGUCACAGAGAUUGAAAAUGAACAGCUCCAGAGCAAAACAGCAGAGGUUACACAUAUGAAAACUCUGCUGUUAAAUGAAAAGGAAGACAUUGAAAAAAUCAAGGCAGAGCUGGAAAAGGAGAAAUAUCUCCUGGAACAAAUGAAUCACGAAUUAGAAGCACAAAAACAAGGCAGACGGAUUUUAACCCCAAUCGAGGAAAGGGACGAUGAGACAGAGGGAAAGAUAGCGUUGGCUGAGGAGAAAGUACAAUUUACAGAAGAAGAAAAGGACCAAGCAGAAUUGAGAAAGCAUGAGGGAGAGCACUUAAUGGAAUUGCUGAGAACUGAGAAAGAGCAUGUACAGAAGCUUGAGGCUGAACUUCGUAAAAAUCAAAAAGAAUUUGAGAACAUGAGGGCAUUGACAGACACAGAAAGAGAUAAGCUUGAACUGGAAAAGGCUGAUUCCCAGCAACAGAUAGAAAGCAUGGAAAGUAUUUUGAAACAGUCCAAAGAUGACAUCGAAAAGGCACAUGACAUGAUCAAUCAAUUACAAGAGGAGAAAGCAAAAAUUGAGGUAAUCGUUGAGAAAGCCACAAUGAAAGUUGAUAACUUGAAUCUCAUGAAUGAGAAUUUGGAAAGACAAAAAACAGAUCUAGAGGGACAAAACCAGCUCCUUAAAGCACAAAGCAGAGAUCUGGAACAGAAAUUGCAAGACAGAGCAAAAGAGCAAGAAGCUUUAGAGGAGACAAGGAAAGAAAUCAUGAAACAGAAAGUGGAAAUUUAUAUAGAAACCACAAAUAUGAAGAAGGAAAAAGAUGAAUUAAUGCUCCUUCAAGAGGAACUGACAAACAAAAGUAAGGCCAUUGAAGACCUGAGGGUCACCACAGAUUUAGUGAAAAGUGAGCUUGAUGAAAAGAGAGAUAAAUUAUAUAAACAAAAGCAAUUAAUGGAGAAAGAACUGGAAGAAGCACGUACUGAUAUUAAAUUGCAGCAACAGCAAAUAAAUGAACAGAUUGAGAAAGCUCUUAAACGUGAGAGAGAUGACCUUGACAAUUUAAAGAACUCUUUGCUUAAAGAUAGAAUGGAUGUUGAAACUACAAAGGAAAGGAUAAACACAGAGAUGGAGCACAUUGAAAAAAUACGCAACCAGUUAGAUCUGCAAAGACGUGAGAUAGAAGAAGACCAUCAGAAGUUAAGAGACAAAGAAAAUGACCUCAAACAGGUUGAGUUUGAGCUUCAACAGAAGACAAGUGAAGUUGAGAAGGCCUUGGAAGAGGUCAAGAAAGAAAAGGAGAAGCUUGAGGCAGUGGCCAUUGAACAGCAUUUGGAGAAGGAGCGGAUUGAGUUCAUCAUUGGGGACACAGAGAAAAGACAAAAAUACAUAGAAGAUGAGCUAGAAAGCCAAGUGCAAAAUGCUAAGAACAUCAAGGAGAUACUUGCAAAGGAGAAAGAUGAUCUGGAUCAAAUAAAAGGGGAAAUACAGAGUAAAAACCUUUACUUGGAUGAUCUGAUUACAAAGCAUCAAAAGGAGUUUGAAAUUAAGGAGAAUGACAUUCAAAAAGAAAGAGACACUCUGGAGAAGAUGAAUUUGGACUUCGAAAAGCUAACCAGUGAAAUGAAGAAAGAGAAAGAAGAGAUGGAUAUGAAGAGAGAGAGACUUGAGGAAUGGGAAACAGAACUCGAGAGACAACAAACUGAGAUGGAGGUGUUGAAGAACAGUCUGCUAGCUGAGAAAGUUCAGCUCGAGAGAGCACAGUCAGAAAUAGAAGAGCGUCAAAACGAGACACAUUCAAUCCUGGAAGCGACCAAAAAAGAAAGAUAUGAAGCAGAGCAGAAGAUUAAGGAGAUGGAGGAAAUGAUGCAAAGAUCACUAAGAACAGAAAAGGGCGAAUUGGAUCAGCUACAAAGUGAGUUACAACAAGAAAAGAAAGAAAUUGAGAGAGACAAGCAGUUGCUAAACAGGUUAAUGGAAGAGCUUGAUCAAAAGAAAUGUGAUUUAGAUCAAGAGAAAGAGAGAAUCAAGCUGGACAGACAAAACAUUCAAAUAGAAGCAGAUAGCUUAGAGCAGAUGAAAAUGGACAUGCAAAGAAAAGCUGAGAACAUUAAGAGGUCCAUGGAGAAAGCCCAGAUGGAGAUUGUUCGAGUGGAAGAAAUGGCUGUUCUUCUCAAUAAAGAAAAGGAAGACUUUCAGAGGGUUAUUAAUGAGAACAAGAGGUAUGAGGCAGAAAAACAAACCAUGCAAGCUGGGUUAGAAAGACAGAAGCAGGACCUGGAACAGAUGAUGCUGCUGCUUCAGGGUGAAAAGAAUGAGUUGGAAAAAAUGAAGGCAGACACUGAGAUACUUAGAGAGAAUCUGGAGAAGCAGACAGCAGAACAAAAAGAAAAGGAUAUCAUCACAAAGACAGACUUACAGCACCAGAGGGAUACUUUGGAACUGUUGAAGGCUGACAUAUUGAUGGAAAGAGAAAACAUUGAAAAGGAAAAGAAUGAAAUAAGCAUCAGGGGUUUUGAAAUGGACAACAAACAGAAAGAGUUGGAAAAACAAUGGAGGGAAAUGAAAGAAUUUAAAGAUGCUUUUAUGAUGGAACAAAAUAUGCUGGACAAGAGACAAGAAGAGCUGGACAAGAUGGCAGAGCAAAUCAGAAAGGAGAGAAAUGAUCUAGAGACCCUGAGACAAGAAAUAGAAGAAAAAGAACAGAAGCUUAAAGUAACCAUUCAGGAAGCUGAAAGUGAGACACAAGAAAUACAAACACAGACUGAGACUGUUGUAACUGAAGGCACUUUUGUAAAAGACAUAGAGGAGACAAUGAAAGAGCAGAGUUCAGAGGCAGCUGAAAUUGUCUCUUGGCUUGAAAGCAAAAGAGAAGAGCUUGAAAACAUAACAGUAGAAGUGCAGAAUAAAAAUAAAGACUUGGAUCAGGUCAAUGCUGAAAUACAAAGAUGGCAACAUGAAAUGAAAAUAAAUAAAAACCUGUAUGAAAAAGAGAUGAGUACAAUGCAACUAAAAAAAGAUGACUUACAAAAGGAGUUGGAAGAAUUACACUUCAAGGUGAAUCAACUGCGGAAAGAGGCUAAGCCAAUAAUUCUACAAAAAGAAAAAGUGGAAAAAGAUGCAGGAGAAUCCGAACAGAGAAAAAGAGAACUACAUCUAAUUCAAACUGAACUUUCUAAACAAAGAGAUGAACUGCUAGACUUAAAGAACAUUGUCACAAAAGAAAAAGAAGAGCUUGAGAAAAUCACAUUAGAAGUACAGAAUAAAAAUAAAGACCUGGAGCAAGUAAAUGCUGAAGUACAAAGGCACCAACAUGAAAUGAAAAUCAAUAAAAAUCUACAUGAAAAAGAGAUGAGUGCAAUGCAACAGAAACAAGAUGACUUACAAAUGGAGUUGGAAGAAUUGGAUGCUAAGGUAAAGCAACUGAGGAAAGAGACAGAGACGACAAUGCUAGACAAAGAAAAGGAGACAUUUAAACAAGUUGAACAACUGCUCAGUGAAAGUGUAAUCGAGGAAGAGGAAAAAGAUGCAGAACAAACUGCACUAAUUCAAGCUAAGCUCUCUAAGGAAAGGGAUGAACUGCUUCACUUAAAGAGCAUGGUCACAAAAGAAAGGAAUGUACUGGAAGCGAAGCAGAUUGAGAUAAACCAGCAACAGCAGGAGGUGGACGAUGCCAUUUCAACCAUAAAGAAGGAGAGACAUGAAAUUGAACAAGAGAAGUUUGCACUUGAUGGUGAGAAAAACACGUUCAAGAGAAUUAUGCAGCUAGAGAAAGAAGAGCUUGAACAACUGAAAAGUAGUAUUCAGAAGGACAUGGAGGAAAUUAAAGAUGGUAAAGAGCAUCUUAAGUCUGAGAAAAGUCAAAUUGAGAAUGAGAGAGCUGAUCUAGACAGACAAAGAGGAUUAAUAGAAGAUGCCAAACAAAAUAUACACCAAGAGACAACUUUAAUACAACAGGAAAAAGCACUGAUGCAGAAAGAGAGCAUCACAAAGAAGACACAAAGUGAAUUAGAGGGGCUGGAUUUGCGACUUGAAGAGCUUAAAAAGGAGAUGGGCAACAUCACUGAGCAGACUCACAGAAAGCAACAAGAGCUGAUGAUGCUUAACAAGGAAAUACAUGAAAAGAAACAAGUGCUAGAACAAUACAAAGAAAAAUCACGACAAGUUGAGCAAGCUGAAGAAAAAGAGACUCAUCUGUUAUCUAUGGAGAGUAUGAGUGUUUCGAAGGACAAAGCUGAGACUCAAAAGAAAGAUCAGGAAUAUCCUGAAGACGAACAAAAGCCAAGACUAGACAACGUACAAGAUGCUCAAACACAAACUAAUUAUGUGGAGGAUUAUUUGAAGGAACACUAUGACAGAGUGGAACAAGGCGUAGUUGGGGAAAUUACUGGAGAAGAACAAACCUCAGGAGAUUUUUCUGUAAUGGUAGAAACACAUGAUCCAAACCAAUUUGAGGAGAGUCUUUUUCCUCCAGAGAAAGAAAUAGACAUCCUAAGGAAGUCACUCAGUUCAGAGCUGAUUGAGCUAAAGCAAAUAAAGGAAAAUGCUCUAAAAGAAAAGGAUGAACUGACACAGGCAAGGGCUGACAUUCAAACGAAGACUGAGAAUCUUAAAACAAUGCUGGAAGAAGCUAAGAGGGAGAAGGAAGAGGAUAAGACUGAGAAUCUUAAAACAUUGCUGGAAGAAGCUAAGAGGGAGAAGGAACGGAAGAGAACUGAGACUGAGAAUCUUAAAACAAUGCUAGAAGAAACUAAGAGGGAGAAGGAAGAGAAUAAGACUGAGACUGAGAAUCUUAAAACAAUGCUGGAAGAAGCUAAGAGGGAGAAGGAAGAGGAUAAGACUGAGACUGAGAAUCUUAAAACAAUGCUGGAAGAAGCUAAAAGGGAGAUGGAAAGGGACAAGACUGAGACUGAAAUUCUUAAAACAAUGCUGGAAGAAGCUAAGAGGGAGAAGGAAAGGGACAAGACUGAGACUGAGAAUCUUAAAACAAUACUGGAAGAAGCUAAGAGGGAGAAGGAAAGGGACAAGACUGACUUUGAGAAUCUUAAAACAAUGCUGGAAGAAGCUAAGAGGGAGAAGGAAAGGGACAAGACUGAGACUGAAAAUCUUAAAACAAUGCUGGAAGAAGCUAAGAGGGAGAAGGAAGAGGACAAGACUGAGACUGAGAAUCUUAAAACAAUGCUGGAAGAAGCUAAGAGGGAGAAGGAAGAGGACAAGACUGAGACUGAGAAUCUUAAAACAAUGCUGGAAGAAGCUAAGAGGGAGAAGGAAAGGGAGAAGACUGAGACUGAGAAUCUUAAAACAAUGCUGGAAGAAGCUAAGAGGGAGAAGGAAAGGGAUAAGACUGACUUCGAGAAUCUUAAAACAAUGCUGGAAGAAGCUAAGAGGGAGAAGGAAAAGGAUACGACUGAGACUGAGAAUCUUAAAAGAAUGCUGGAAGAAGCUAAGAGGGAGAAGGACAGGGACAAGACUGAGACUGAGAAUCUUAAAACAAUGCUGGAAGAAGCUAAGAGGGAGAAGGAAGAGAAUAAGACUGAGACUGAGAAUCUUAAAACAAUGCUGGAAGAAGCUAAGAGGGAGAAGGAAGAGGAUAAGACUGAGACUGAGAAUCUUAAAACAAUGCUGGAAGAAGCUAAAAGGGAGAUGGAAAGGGACAAGACUGAGACUGAGAAUCUUAAAACCAUGCUGGAAGAAGCUGAGAGGGAGAAGGAAGAGGACAAGACAGAGACUGAGAAUCUUAAAACAAUGCUGGAAGAAGCUAAGAGGGAGAAGGAAAGGGACAAGACUGACUUUGAGAAUCUUAAAACAAUGCUGGAAGAAGCUAAGAGGGAGAAGGAAAGGGACAAGACUGAGACUGAAAAUCUUAAAACAAUGCUGGAAGAAGCUAAGAGGGAGAAGGAAGAGGACAAGACUGAGACUGAGAAUCUUAAAACAAUGCUGGAAGAAGCUAAGAGGGAGAAGGAAGAGGACAAGACUGAGACUGAGAAUCUUAAAACAAUGCUGGAAGAAGCUAAGAGGGAGAAGGAAAGGGACAAGACUGAGACUGAGAAUCUUAAAACAAUGCUGGAAGAAGCUAAGAGGGAGAAGGAAAGGGAGAAGACUGAGACUGAGAAUCUUAAAACAAUGCUGGAAGAAGCUAAGAGGGAGAAGGAAAGGGAUAAGACUGACUUCGAGAAUCUUAAAACAAUGCUGGAAGAAGCUAAGAGGGAGAAGGAAAAGGAUAAGACUGAGACUGAGAAUCUUAAAACAAUGCUGGAAGAAGCUAAGAGGGAGAAGGAAAGGGACAAGACUGAGACUGAGAAUCUUAAAACAAUGCUGGAAGAAGCUAAGAGGGAGAAGGAAAAGGAUAAGACUGAGACUGAGAAUCUUAAAACAAUGCUGGAAGAAGCUAAGAGGGAGAAGGAAAGGGACAAGACUGAGACUGAGAAUCUUAAAACAAUGCUGGAAGAAGCUAAGAGGGAGAAGGAAAGGGACAAGACUGAGACUGAAAUUCUUAAAACAAUGCUGGAAGAAGCUAAGAGGGAAAAGGAAAGGGACAAGACUGAGACUGAGAAUCUUAAAAAAAUGCUGGAAGAAGCUAAGAGGGAGAAGGAAGAGGAUAAGAUUGAGACUGAAAAUCUUAAAACAAUGCUGGAAGAAGCUAAGAGGGAGACGGAAAGGAAUAAGACUGAGACUGAGAAUCUUAAAACAAUGCUGGAAGAAGCUAAAAGGGAGAUGGAAAGGGACAAGACUGAGACUGAAAUUCUUAAAACAAUGCUGGAAGAAGCUAAGAGGGAAAAGGAAAGGGACAAGACUGAGACUGAGAAUCUUAAAAAAAUGCUGGAAGAAGCUAAGAGGGAGAAGGAAGAGGAUAAGAUUGAGACUGAAAAUCUUAAAACAAUGCUGGAAGAAGCUAAGAGGGAGACGGAAAGGAAUAAGACUGAGACUGAGAAUCUUAAAACAAUGCUGGAAGAAGCUAAGAGGGAGAAGGAAAAGGACAAGACUGACUUUGAGAAUCUUAAAACAAUGCUGGAAGAAGCUAUGAGGGAAAAGGAAAGGGAGAAGACUGAGACUGAGAAUCUUAAAACAAUGCUGGAAGAAGCUAAGAGGGAAAGGGAAAGGGACAAGACUGAGACUGAGCAUCUUAAAACAAUGCUGGAAGAAGCUAAGAGGGAGAAGGAAGAGGACAAGACUGAGACUGAGAAUCUUAAAACAAUGGAAGAAGCUAAGCGGGAGAAGGAAGAAGAUAAGACUGAGACUGAGAAUCUUAAAACAAUGCUGGAAGAAGCUGAGAGGGAGAAGGAAAGGGACAAGACUGACUUUGAGAAUCUUAAAACAAUGCUGGAAGAAGCUAAGAGGGAGAAGGAAAGGGACAAGACUGAGACUGAAAAUCUUAAAACAAUGCUGGAAGAAGCUAAGAGGGAGAAGGAAGAGGAUAAGACUGAGACUGAGAAUCUUAAAACAAUGCUGGUAGAAGCUAAGAGGGAGAAGGAAGAGGACAAGACUGAGACUGAGAAUCUUAAAACAAUGCUGGAAGAAGCUAAAAGGGAGAUGGAAAGGGACAAGACUGAGACUGAAAUUCUUAAAACAAUGCUGGAAGAAGCUAAGAGGGAGAAGGAAGAGGACAAGACUGAGACUGAGAAUCUUAAAACAAUGCUGGAAGAAGCUAAGAGGGAGAAGGAAGAGGACAAGACUGAGACUGAGAAUCUUAAAACAAUGCUGGAAGAAGCUAAGAGGGAGAAGGAAGAGGAUAAGACUGAGACUGAGAAUCUUAAAACAAUGCUGGUAGAAGCUAAGAGGGAGAAGGAAGAGGACAAGACUGAGACUGAGAAUCUUAAAACAAUGCUGGAAGAAGCUAAAAGGGAGAUGGAAAGGGACAAGACUGAGACUGAAAUUCUUAAAACAAUGCUGGAAGAAGCUAAGAGGGAGAAGGAAAUGAAUAAGACUGAGACUGAGAAUCUUAAAACAAUGCUGGAAGAAGCUAAGAGGGAGACGGAAAGGAAUAAGACUGAGACUGAGAAUCUUAAAACAAUGCUGGAAGAAGCUAAGAGGGAAAAGGAAAGGGAGAAGACUGAGACUGAGAAUCUUAAAACAAUGCUGGAAGAAGCUAAGAGGGAGAAGGAAGAGGACAAGACUGAGACUGAGAUUCUUAAAACAAUGGAAGAAGCUAAGCAGGAGAAGGAAGAGGAUAAGACUGAGACUGAGAAUCUUAAAACAAUGCUGGAAGAAGCUGAGAGGGAGAAGGAAAGGGACAAGACUGACUUUGAGAAUCUUAAAACAAUGCUGGAAGAAGCUAAGAGGGAGAAGGAAAGGGACAAGACUGAGACUGAAAAUCUUAAAACAAUGCUGGAAGAAGCUAAGAGGGAGAAAGAAAAGGACAAGACUGAGACUGAAAUUCUUAAAACAAUGCUGGAAGAAGCUAAGAGGGAGAAGGAAAAUGAUGAAAACCUAUUGCUCAAGCUUACAAAAAAGAACAAGGAAUUAUCACAAGCCAUGGCAGAGAAAGAUCAAGGAGUGGAGCAACUCCAAAGCAAAAUCCAGAAAAUGACAGAGGAACUGGAGAUGACAAUGCAAGCAGUGAAAGAAGAGAAGGAGAAAAUAGAGAUGGACAAAAAUGUGUUGAGUAGAGAAAGAAAUGAACUAGAACAAAUGAAGGCUGGAGCAUUGAAGAAGGUGUCAAGAAGCGUAGAACAAACAAAGCCAAUGGAAAUGGAAAAAGUGGAAUCCAGCAUAGGUGUUCCAGUAAAGACAAUGACAGAUGAGACAAUAAAACCUGGCAGACCAACGAUGACAGAAAGUACAGAUGCCCAGACGCAGACUUACGCAGUCGAACCAAUGCAGCAGGAAUUUUUCCACGGCAUCCCACAACACACAGGAGAAGAAGCAGUAGUAGAAGAACUUAUCCUCAUAAGAUCUGACUUGGAGAAACAGAGAGUUGAACUUGAAGACAAAAGAAAAUCCAUAAAAACAUGUGAACUACAGCUUGAAAGUAUGAAAUCUAAUAUAAAGGAAACAGAGAAAGAAUGUGGAAUUGCUGAAAUGAAAAAGAAAGAGAUCAUAGAGGAUAUUAAUGUAAGAAGUAAUGAUCUGGAGAAGAUUAAGGCAGAAAGCCAGAAACAGAUAGAGGAGAUGAAACAUUUAGCACAGCUGAUUCAAAGCAGAAAGCAGAUUCUGCAGCAAAUGGAAGAAGACAUACAACAAAAACAAAGAGAGAUGAUGAGGAGAGAGUUAAGUAAACAGAAAACAGAGAUACAGGACAGAGAAGAUUUCAGAGAAAAACAGUUAACGUAUGAGAAGAAGGAGGCAAAGGAUGUUGGCAUACAGUGUAUAGUGGAACAGGAAGUAAAAGACUAUCACUUUAUGGCUGAUGCCAAACCUACAGUGCAAAAUACUUGCACUACUCAGACAUACGAUGAAGAUUUCGCCAUCAUUGAAGAUGAGACACCUGACAGAGACCUUCUGAUCUACAAAAAGGAGAUAGACAAAAUGUCUAGAACAAUAGACGACAUGAAAGAAGAGCUAGAAAAGAGAUUACAAGACAUCCGAAGAAAAGAGCUGGAAAGAGCCGGAAUCCAGAAAGAGAAAAUCGAGCUGGAGCUAAAGAAGUCUGAAAUGGAAAGGUAUAAUGAAGCGCUUCGCCAAGAGAGCGAGACGGACAGACAAAAAGUCAUUGAGAGAGAGAAAGAAAUCAUCCUGUUAAAGGAAUGCAUGCUGAUGGAGAUUCAGCACCUGAAGAGCAAGCGGACAGACCCAAGCACCCAAGAAUACUUGCAGAGGCUGGAGCAACUCAUCAGUGAAGCAGCUAUAAAGAUGGACAGAUUUAGACGGAUGACAGACAAAUCCGUGCAGACAGUGGCACAAGAGUGGACCGCAGAAGAAAGGAGAGGCACUGUUCAGCAGGUGGAGGAUGUCAAGGUACAGGAGUGGACUGGACAGGAGGAGGCUGCCACCUCUAGUGUUCAUGUCCUGGUUGAGGAGAGGGAGGAGGACGCAGUGAGAACAGAGAGGCUGAGGGGUGCUCUGGCUGCAGACGUGUCACGGAGAAGGUGGCUGCUGCGGUGGCUCAGAAGAUGCUGCUGCUGCUGCUGUCCUACACAAACAGAAGAAGAGGAGCAAGACAUCCUGUGAUCUUCAAAAUGUUUCAAUAUUUAGCAGAUGACCUUGUUUUUAUUUAUUUUAUAUAUUUUUUGCUUUUAGCUUUUACAUUGUAAGGUCAUUUAAUGGCAUGGGGCAAUAUACCUUUGAAAAGCACUUUUUUACAAUACGAUUGAAGUUCUAUCCUUGAGAUAUGAGAAGUUUGUAUAGUAAUGAUGAUUUGCUAAAGAAAAAAAAAUAGAAAAGUACAUCCAAGCAAGUGCAUGUGUGUUUUAUCAUGUUUAUGCUUGAACAUUUAAUGGCAUGGGACAAUGUUAUUUUUGAUGGUAGGCAUGAUUUGCUAAAGAAAAGAAUCCAAUAGCACUUACAUUCAUAUUUUUUAUUUAAAAACUCCCCUAUUCUCUAUCUGCUAUAUGUGAAAAUCUAGCACACUACAUAGAGCACUAUUAAAGGGAAUAUAAUUCCACAAGCUAGUGAAUGAUUUUGGACACCUUUAUCUAACUUUAAACCAAAUAGUUUGAUGAUUAUGAUAUGAUGAUAUUCCUUGUCAGCUAGGUACAUUGUUCACUUUUUAUUACGCUGCACUUAAGAGUUGUGGAUAUUUGCCACUAUGUUUUUAAGACACCACUACAACAUGAUUGAAACCCAAAGUAGUGCACUAUAAAUAGCUCAAGCUUAUAACAGAUUUUUGAAACAUGUAUAUAGGUAGUCAUUUUCAUAUACUACUAUAGCUACUUAACAUUCCAUAAUUCCUAUUUAUUCUACUGUUUGUGUUUUAAUCAUAAUUCAUACACGUAUUCUUCAUUCUUCCCAGUAUUGUUUUUGUAAGCCAAGCUGAUCAAUCCACUUUAAAAUGAUUUACAAUAAGUGAUUUCAACUAGUUUUUGUUUUGUAUUAUUUUAUUAUUUUUUUGUUAUUUUUUUUUUCUUCAUGCAUUUGAUUUAUAAUGAGUUGAUUUUAAACUUUACCAAUUUGUUGUUUGUGUUAGUUCUUAUUGUAAUGCAAUUAAAUGUACAGGUGUAGGUACAGUGUGCACAUCCUAUAAUGAUCUGUGCUUUGUGCUGCUGAGAUUAAGAGGCUCUGGUUCCCAAAUCCAGGUGACUAUGUUGCCAUUUUGAAUUUCUUAUUUUGGACAGAAGGAUUUUUCUACAACGUUGCCUGAGGCAAAGCUACCAGCUGUACCCAGGGCCAACCUGCAGAAACAAGCAUUUAGCAUACUCAAAGUGUGUGCAAAUGUUUGAAGAUUCUGCGUGGCUGGUACACAGGAAAUGGUGGAAGGUUGAACAUUCAUCGGAGGAGACGUGUGCUAGCCAUCACCAAUGCAAACUGCUGUUGUCUGGCAAUGAGGGGAGAUCCUUUUUCAAAAAAUAAAUUAAACUCAAAUAGAAAUACUGAAAAUAUUUAUUUGGAUUGGAAGGCAAAAUUCAAAGACUCCCAGGGCAAUGAAACAGCUCUGAGAAUGUCACAAAUCUCCAAAAGAACUCUGCAGCCAUGAGCUCUGAGUGUAAACAGAUGAUGCAACUACACUUGCACCAAUACUUAUUUAUUUGUUUGUUUGCUAAUUUAUUCAGGAAAAUCAGAUUAAUACUUGGGAAUAACUCAACAAAGCAAAAAAUAUAUAUAUAUAUAUAUUUGUUGUUCCAUGUGGUGGUGAUUAAGUAAUAUACGCACUUUGUUACAAAAAAAACAACAAAAGAAAUAAUUGUUGAAGUGGUUUUGUGAAAAUAUCUGUAAUGCAUGCUAUUCAGUUUAAGAUAUAUUGGAAUCAAUAAAAUUAUAUCACACUUGAA